This is a messenger RNA of Synchiropus splendidus (mandarinfish), 1964 nucleotides long. RefSeq names its product transmembrane 4 L6 family member 5-like. The transcript is spliced from 4 exons. NCBI's taxonomy places the organism in Eukaryota, Metazoa, Chordata, Actinopteri, Syngnathiformes, Callionymidae. Gene Ontology annotation, cellular component: membrane. Bases 1338 to 1964 code for a protein of 208 amino acids. The record is from RefSeq and is a predicted model, not a curated record.
CACUCCUCCUGCGACGCGAAAUUGUUCCCGUUGCCACCGCAGCCGCCGUAAGUGAAGCGUCGACACGUCUUACUCGUCACAUCGUAGUAGAACCGCGGGAAGGCGGCGCGGCAGCGACCCACCUUCAUCGGCAGCCAACAGUGCGCUGGAAGAGCAAGGCAUCAUCAGAGCAACCCUCAAGUCCCCUCACUCGAGAAAGGCCCGAGAGCGUGUUGUUAUCUCAAACCCUCCACUGGUCCGACUGGUUGGACCGCGCUGAGCGAGCGCGUCUCUGACGUCACUCGUCAGAACCAGUCCGGCAGCGGCCCGCUCGAGCCGAGCCCUGAGGAACCGCGACGCUCCUGGGCCCAAGUUCUGACGAGCGCCGACGCCCCUCUAUUAAAUGUUGAGGAACAGAAACCCGAAGGGUCACUCACUGGUGUUGACCUCGCUCGACGGCGGGUUCGAGAAGGGGACGAUCUUCAGUCUCUGAUAAACCAGGAACCGCUCGCUGGGCUCCAGCAGGCAGCCGCGGAGCGGGCACCGGACCAGACCGCACCGAGGUGCUCCGCUGCCGGAGGGCGCCACCAGCGCCAGGUCGCAGUCGUCGGCGGAGCAGCAGAGGUCCCGGCAGCGACCCGGGUCGGUCUCGUUGGACCAACGCAGCUCCUGGGCCGGGCUCUGCGGGCUCAGGCCUUGUUUCGGCCCCAGGUCCGAGUUCCACCGACAGGUCCGAGCGGAACCCGUCCAGCCCGGCUCGCAGGCGACCAAGAGGCAGAUCAAAGACAGCAACACCCUCAUCUCUGCGGGUCAGAACCAGCAGACGACGCGGACCAGACUGGCGCAGUUCGAGAGGUCUCUCUCGAAAACUUCCGCGUCUGGUGUCGCAGUGAUGUUACCUGCGCAGGUGCGAGGCCACGCCUCCGCAGCGUCAUUGGCUCUGCGCCGACGGUGCAACCCGAUCCACGGACACGGGAUUUGGCUCAUAAAUGGCGGGAAUGGCGCGUCACGUGACCGGGCUCGGAGCUGAUGGCGUCCUGAUGGACAACGUUGGAGCGGAAAUGAGGCCCGGAGACGAGCCUGCGAGGAGCUGGUGAAGAUCACGACCACGUUUCCUCGGACGUCGAUCAGGCAGGUGCCGCCGAGACAUGGGCCGCAGGGGCCCCGAGGACCACAUCCGGAGCCGUCACAGGCUGACUCACAGAGGUUCCCCAAACACAAGGGGAAAAGGGUCAGAUGACCGUCAUCUGACGUGCCACUUCCCCUGUUCCGUCAUGUGACCUGGGAGUCUGGUUCCAUUGGGCGGAGACGUCGUCACGGCGAGUCCACUUCUUCACUCCAGCACCAGGCAGGUGGUGAUGAUGUGUGUGUCCCGGUGCCUCUACUGCGUGGGCCUUGCUCUCAUUCCUCUCGCCAUCAUCUCCAUCUUGUCCAACGUCCUGCUCCUGCUUCCUGAACUGACGGUCCACUUCCUGCUGGAGGGUCACGUCACCAGAGAGGCCACCUGGGCCACGGGGCUGUGGGGGUCGGGGGUCCUGGUCCUGGUGGUAGCUCGGUCCUUCAUCACCAGCAGCAGGACCCGAGGCUGCUGCACCUUCAGACGCCAGAUGUUCUGCCAGGUCCUGUACUCCGGCGUGUGUCUGGGGGUUUCGGGACUCUCUGGUCUGGUGAGCCUCACGGGUCUGGUCCGCGGUCCACGGUGUCUCUACAACAGCAGUUCCGGACCCACCUGGGGGGUUCCACUGAAGCCCAGGAUGGAUGGGACUGGCGUGUACCUCCACAACAGGAGCCUGUGGUCCCAGGUGUGUCUGCGGCCCAGCGGCGUGGUGCUGUGGAACCUGGUGCUGUUCAGCCUGAUGGCCGGCUGCUGCGCCCUGCAGCUGAUCCUCUGUGGACUCAACGUCCUCAACACACUGACGGGUCUGCUUCUGGGACCGGGAGCCGCUCGCCGUGAGCAGGAAGCGGCUCGCAGCUCUAAAAAAUAA